Paramuricea clavata is the source of this 7777-nucleotide messenger RNA. Lineage: Eukaryota; Metazoa; Cnidaria; Anthozoa; Malacalcyonacea; Plexauridae. The record is from the annotation of a GenBank genome assembly.
CGAUUAAUUAAAGUUCAAUUUAAGGACGAUGAAGAAGAAGAAUUUUACUUUAGGUAGCAGUUCUACGAAUAGGCUAGGAUGGUUGUAGGUGUUUUCCCAGCCCACCUGCAAACUUUAACUUAUAGCAUUAAUCACCAUCGUUUUAGGAGUUCACCAGAAAUAAUCAUUGAUGGCGAAUACAGCAAUGCCAGUGACGUGUGGGGUUUUGGAGUGCUGAUCUGGGAAAUGUUCACUCUUCUUGACAAAGAACUGAAUGAAAGUGAUGAAGAAGUCUCAUCUCUUCCCUAUCAUCAGUUGAGCUCCAAGGAAGAGGUACAUUUAUCUGAAGGAUUGUAUUGCCCAUACGAUAUCUUAAAAAUUAUCAAGCAGUUAAUGAAUAGGCCAAGGACAAACUAAUUAAUGUUUAAAGAUAAAGAGCAAAGCCCAGCAAAUAACUUUAAAACCAAACAUAAAAAAAGUUAUUUGAUGGGCUUUGCUCUUUAUCUUUAAACUAAGAUUUCCGCCUGGUGUAUCAAUUGCCACAGUUUUAAUUAAUGUUUGAUUAAUUUUGAUUUAAUCCCUUCGGAUUCUUACUAUUUUGGUCGUUUUUCAAAACUCACUGGUGGCGACAUAUUUUUUUCCACAUUGCUCUCGAAACCAUACCAUCAUUUAUCAAUAUAAGUCAUAAAUAAUUGAUUUUCCCACACUCAUUGAAAUUACACGACAACUUAAUAAUUUAUUAGAAGUUGUUUAUAAUUAGGCUAUUGCCCCGAGGUAUUUGGGUACUAGUUUUCUUUUCGCCCAUUGCACUGCUCCUAGCCAAUCAUUACAUAAUACUAAUUUUAGUUCAUGUGAAUUAUUAAAUUAAAAAUCGAAAAAACCAUUUUGUGGGAUUGAUGAGGCAAAAAGGGACUUAUAGCGAGAUUCAUGACUUGUGAAUGAAUACUGGACUUGGCGUUUGCAAUAAUAAUUUCUAACAGGGUGCGCUCUAAUUGAAUUCUCAUUUUGCUUUAAAAAGAAAGAUAUUAGUUUGGUCAAUUUACAAAUUGGCAAACACAUAUUUAUGUAUUACUAUAUGAACUAAACUUUAUACUAGUGAUAGUCAUAAUAAUAUUAUAUUAUAUUAUAUUAUUACAGAUUUAACAUGAUUUUAGUCAAUUUACUCGAUUAAACAUUCAUCAUCAUUAAACAUUAAUCGGUACAGUGUGCAUUAAUUUACACAGAAUAUCAAAAUCUAAAUAAGCAACUUGAUAAUGUAUAUUUUAUGAUCUUCUAUUUUGCAAGGAGCUCCUUAAUUAAGUAUGUUGAAACAUUAAAGAAAGAUAUGAAAUGUGAUUGAAGAUUAUUCACAGUUUUUCACAGCUAUGAAUUGAAAAGUAAUGUCAGAAAUUUUCACAAUUUACAAAGGCGCGUUAAUAUGGCUGUUCCGCUUGACUACAUUAAUAAAAUGUCUAUAAAAUUUUACUAUAAAAUGUAAAUUAAUAAAAUGUCUAUAAAAUAUUACUAAUUUUGUGUUGCUCUUUAAGCUGUGAUGAUAAAAUUUUUGUCGGGACUUGUCUAGAUCAAAAUUUUGCUCAGUAGGGAAUAGGUCCAAUGUUCUCGAUAUAUUCUUCUCAAAUUCAUUAAUAAUUCCUGAGCAAAUGAGCCAAUGAUAAUCACCUAUUUGACCACAAGAUGCCAUUUGGAUAUAGCUUGAAAACAGACCUACGUUUCGCCCACCCUAAAAUUCGCGGGUCGACGGAAAGUGCGAAACGUAGGUCUGGUCAAAAUGUUGUUCAAAACGUUGUGAAAUCCGACCGCCUGGUGACAGGGAGAUGAGUUGUGAUUGGUUGGUCGCUAACAUGAAAAUAUUGGAAAAGAUCAGAAUAUAUUUCAACGGCAUUCUCAACAAAUAUAAUAUGCGUAUAGUAGAAUUUAAAUUCCAAAUAAAAUAUUUUGUGAAGUCAAACGACAACUCGUCUAACAGUAUGACCGUCUAAAAUUAAACCUAGAGGGGAAUAGAGCAGUACGUGCCAAAUACUUGAGCGUUAUGUCUUUCCGUUGUAAUUUAAAAACAUAGAUAGUAUUAAAAUUAUUCCAUUGUGUGAUAGUCAUAAUAAAAUUAUAGUCAUAAUAAAAUUGAUACAAUGAUACACAUAUGUGUCAGUGCAAUAGUAUAUAUACGUUUAUGAUUUACCUUUCGAUAUUAAACAUAGCACGUUACAAAAUAUUUUAUUUAGAUUUUAACAUUGUAUGGCGGUUUCAAAAUGUAUGAAUGUAAGAGUUUGGAUCAUAGGUUUGAAUGCAAUUGAAUAAUAGGACAUGGCCAUUGCCAAAUUUGCGUAGGCAUGCAGAUUUUAUUGCAUUUAUAGAAUGUGUUGAAAAUGUUGUAUUAUUACUAGCUGUAAACUGUUUGCAGCAUGGGGUUACAAAAAAUUUUAAUAUUUAUUCAAAGAUCGGCAACAUUCAUUGUAUUUUUAGGUGUUACAUCUAAUGUGUCAAUCAUCAUCGUUAAUUAUUGCAAAAUGCAAAGUGGGCGGAAAGCGAUUUUGACAACAUUUUCAUCUGACCUACGUUUCGCCUUUCCGUCGACCCGCGAAUUUUAGGGCGGGCGAAACGUAGGUCUGUUUUCAGGCUAAUUUGGAUAACCCGGUGAAACUUGAUGAAAAUCACUAGUGUUUUCAUCAAAUAUCUUAAUUACGCAUGCAACAUUACUUGAAUAGAAUUCCUAAUUACGUUAUACUUGGUUAAGAAUUAUAUUCAAAUCAGCAAACGAAAACAUUCUGUUGCGUCUCGAUUCAUUUGAGAAGCCAUAUAAACAACUCGAGCUCGUGUCUCACCGGGAUAUCCAAUGUUUGGAUAUCUUGGUGAAACGCUCGCUCUCGUUGUUCAUAUAUUACUUGAAAAAUCACACUUGUGUUUGGCGAAAUAUUUAAUUUAUAAUACCGCUUGUGCACGCAUAUACUCGCGGUAUUAUAAAAUAUAGUGGGGCAAACAUGCCCGCAUGUGCCAUUUCUCUUCAAUAUACUCUCGCACCGUGUAAUUUCCUAUUAAUACCAUUUAAAAAAUUAUAAUACGUAUUUUAGAUAUUUAUGACACGUAUUUUAGAUAUUGUCAUAUUUGACACAACGAAAAAGACUUGGCCAACCUAAAAGUUGCCCAGACUGGAUUUACGAAAUGAUGCUCGAGUGUUGGGCAUAUAAUACUGAAGAUCGACUCAAGUGUGAAGAUAUAGAACAUCGUAUUAAGGAACAGGUAUGUAUCUGAAGUACAUGCAAAAACCCAUGUUAUGAAUAUUAUACAACUUUGACACACAUAAAAAUCAACAAGAUCGGAAGAGUCUACUUAUUUACAGAUUGUAGCAAUGUUUUGAUUCCAUCAAGUUGCUAUACUUUAUAACAUACUACUGUAUCUUCCAAAUCUCCAAAACGUGCUUCUAUAAUGGUAUUCUUGAGCACGCAUAAACAUAUUUCUUAUUAUGCAUGAAUAUCUAUCUCUGACAUUUUUGUAAAAUAUAUGUACACUUGAACUUAUCAAUGACAUGUAUUUAAUUGUCCCCUAUAAACUCAUUUGCUACAUAAAUUAAAUUAACUGUUAAUGGACAAGGUGCAUGUUCAAUUAGUACAAUCAAAAUAGAAAAUAGGUCAGAAAAAAUUAGUAAAAAUCCAAAAAUUAGCGUAUGCACUCUCUUCAGCAACCUUGAUAACAUAUGAAAAGUCCUCAUGUAUCCUCUUGGAGCUUUCUCUAUUAUGACAAGUUUUUUGUUCGAUUUCCCUAGUGAACUCCUAUAUUGUUAAAGGUGAAAUUUCAAAUUCAAUUAUAUAGGAAAAAUAAGUUACAUCAUUAGAAAACUUACAAAAUUACAUAUAAGACAUUUAAACGGCUACCUUGAUUUUGAGUUAUGCUGAACUGUUGGAAACGUGUUGUCAGACUAGUACCCAGGAUUUUUGCCAGCUUUUGGCCUAUUUGUCACAUUUGGAACAGCAAUAACUCGAAAACCGCUUGAAAAACUGUUUAAAUGUCUUAUAUGUAGUUUUUAUGAGCUUUUUAGUGAUGCGAUUCAUUUUUGUUAUGAGUGAACUUGAAAUUUCACGUUUUUUAACAAUAUGGGAGUAAUAGGGAAAUCGAAAAAAACCUUGUCAUAAUGGAAAAAGCUCCAAGAGGAUACAUGGGGACUUUUAGUAUAUUGUUCAGGAUAGUUAAAUUAUUGCAUCAAACAAUUUUUAGCUUUUUACUAUUUUUUUCCAACCUUGGCCUUAAAAUGAGCUAAAAUUACUGAACUAAAUAUUAUGUAAUCAUUAAUGAAUAAGCAAUUUUUUUAAUUAUGCACGACUACAGCGCCGCCGUGAGGGGAGGGGAUAUUUCGGAACUUUGCUCCAUGCCCCUAGCUCAAAAGCCUUCCUCCCAAAAAAAGAAUUUCAUAUGCCUUUCAAAUUUCUUGGUACAGGAUUUCUAAAUUCCAGCUACGUUAAUGUCAGAUAUAAUAUGUAACAAUGUGUAAUUUAUUGUAAAACAACUCUUCUCCCUUUAACAAUUAUGAUGCGAUAGGGCCCCUUGGAAAGUUUUGUAACGGGCCCCGCACUAACUUUGGGCGGCCCAAAUGAGGUAGCUCAAACGUGAUAAGUACAUUCUUUUUUGUAAACAAUUUUCAUUUCUACUGGCAAAAUAAAUACGAUACGAAGUUGCUGGUAUUGCCGACGAUACGAAGUUUUUGGUAAGGCGGACGAUACGAAUUUCUUGGUAUUGCGAACGACACGAAGUCAUUGGUACGGCGGAUGACACGAAGUUGUUGAAUGGGGAGCGAAACGAAGUUGUUGGUACGGCAGACGAUAAUAUUGUAUACGAAGUUGUUGGUACGGCGGACGACACGAAGUUGUUGGGAAUUAACGCGCGCGCAUGCAAGACAUGCCUUUAAUUGCAAUCGAUUCUUUCAAUUUGCGAUUCUUUCACUUUGCUUCGGUGGCGAAGUGGUAAGUGGUUAGCGCACUUGCCUUUCACCUCUAAUGUAACAUUACUUGGCAAGGAAGCACCAUAGAAACCAUAAGGCUUUUGCCUUAUCAGGUUUGAGCUACUUCAUUCAUACUAGUGCACUGGGCCGCCCAAAGCUUGCGCGUGGCCCGUUACAAAACUUUCCAAGGGGCCCUAUCGCAUCAUGAUUGUUAAAGGGAGAAGAGUUGUUUUACGAUAAAUUACACAUUGUUACAUAUUAUACCUGACAUUAACGCAGCUGGAAUUUAGAAAUCCUGUACCAAAAAAUUUGAAUGGAUUCUUUCACUUUGCUUCGGUGGCGAAGUGGUUAGCGCACUUGCCUUUGACCUCUAAGGUCGCUGGUUCAAGCCUCAGUGGGAACUUCUCAAUGUGACUCGAACCCAGUCCUCAUGUGAAAAGAGUAAAAGUCAACGCUCUGCCGAAAGUCGUGGGUUUUCUCCGGGUACCCCGGUUUCCUCCCACAAGGAAAGUUGACAGGGUGGUUUAGGCUCAUAGGUCAAGAGGCAGAUCAUUAAUGAGGUAUGGACUAAUAGUGGCUGCUCAAGCGGCAUUUGUAAGCUCAAAGUCUACCUGGGUCAGCUUCACGUCAGUGAAGAAUCUAUCUAUUCAUAAUGUAACCAGUCACUGAAAAGCCCUGAUACAGAGUGUGCUGUGCAAUAUGUGUAUCUGUAUUAUGCUUCGCGUUAACACGCUGCGAUUUGUCGUGUAUACGAUUCGUAUUCUGGCGUAUGAAAAUUCAUUCUGAUAACACAAUUCCUCUUUGUUUAGUUUAUGGGGAAAUUUGAAAUACAACCACUUUACGCGUGCGCUUAUUCGAUUACAUACUCUAGAAAACGAAUCUUACACGACAAAUAUAUCGUAGGGUAUAUUUGCUACCGUAUAAUGCGACCGUCGUGGUCCAAAUAUGUUCAGCCACUGCAGAUUUAUCCAGCUCGGCUUCUCGGUGUUCGUCUUUAUUUAUUUAUUUUUAUUUAGGAGCUUUAGGACUCGUGACCGCUAUAGGGCUUACUCUCCAGGGUUCCUUAAAAAAUGUUCUUUAAAUUAAGACGUAUUGAAAGAUUACGUGCAACUUUGUCGAUGUAUAAGAGGAACAUACAAGAAAGUCCUUUUCACCUAUUUUUGAGAAGAUUGACUGGCCAGCUAAAUAUAAAUUCGGUUUGCAAACGCAUAUUUUGCACACUAUCAAAUAUAGGCGUACGGGAGGGAAAAAAUAAGCGGGGGGGGGGGGGGGAUUUACACGACUUUCCCCAUUGUGCCCGACUUACUGAAGAAACUCUUUUUGUCGAAAUUCCACACUGCGUUUACAUUUUUCUGGUACUUUCAAAUGCUAUAUUGCAUAUGUGUUCUUUUUAAAGUUAUUUUCGCCAUUUUUUACCCAAAUUCUUAAUGGGUUUCACUAAGGCAUUAUGCAUUAUGCAAUGAAUUUGACAGGGGUUCAACCUCAAAUGUAUUGAUGCUUAUGCUGUACUGGAGUGAGAAAAUGAUACGAAAUUCCAUGUAUUUGCCUCCAAACACAAAGCUAAUACAUAAAACGAACAAUCGACUCACUCUGAUUGCUGUGUUGUGUUUUAGAGUUGACCCGCCGUCACUUCUAUGACGUCAUAUGAGACCCAAGAAGUAUGUUUAUAAUAUGCCGGACUUCAUUUUUUGGCUGGAGGGCGGCAACUGUAUGCGCCAAUUAACUGUACGCCUAUGCUGGCAAAAUAUAUUCAAUUGAAGAGAAUUUAAAUAAUUCCUUUUGCUUGUUUUUCAGGUACAGUCGACAACAACUGACGAAGACCAACAUGAGUAAUUAUAGGUUACAUUAUUAUUAUUAUUAUGUAUUUAUAAAUUCACAUGAGAUUUGUCCGAUUUGUUGAUCUCCGUCGGGAACUUCAGACUACCGAAGUAGAAGGCAUGACAUUAUAGGUUCUUUUCUUGAAAUGUAUAUUUUUCUUGCUGUGUUUCAAGUUUUCAAUGGUUCAGGAGAUUCAGUCGAUAUGAUAGCAAUCUAACGAUAGCUAUAAAUGAUAGAUAGGCCAUUAUCUUUCGAUAUACUUAUAUGUUAUUUGCAACUUAAAUUAAGGUGAUUUAAGCCACAAUAUAUAACUUGAUAGCAAAGUGGUGGCUUUAAAAAUGCCGGCAAAAAACAGGGCUUUUUUGUCGCAUUUAUAUAACUGAAAAUUGUACGAAUAUAUUUAGGUAUUAGACUAUAUAGGUAAUAGGAUGGUUUCGAGUGCAAUUUGGAUAUAAAACAUGUACGAGUGAGUUUUUCAAAGACCAUCAAAGUAGCACGAGCUCCAAGGACGAGUGCUAUAUUUGAGGUAUUUGAAAAAUUAAGGUGUCCUUGUUUUAUCCACAUUUCACGAGAAACUGCAUCCUAUUAUGUAUUAUAAUAUACAUAAAAAUGUUGCGACAAUUGUACUUUAAGGUACGUUGAUACAGCGAACCGUCCACUGACAAAGUUUUCCUGUUUCGAUAUCACAUUGUACAACUCUAAGGGCUUGAAAGUUUCACUCAACUAUGUUAUUUUUGUUAGUCUUGUUUAAUUGCAAACAGCAGUGCAAUAUUCUGUAAUAACAGUGGAAACAAGAUGGGAUUUAUAAAUCAACCAAUCAUAUGGAAACAGGCUGAAAAACGUUCAUAGAUUGCUUCAAAACAGAGCAUUCAUGGCUGCCGCGCUGCAUAAGUAAAAUUUGAGUUCGGGUGGAAAAUAUAACUUUUAUCAUAAAAUUAGAAAAGACUUUACCUUAACAACACUGAAAUCAACCAAUCACAAAGGGUUAAUAUUUUUAUCUAUAAUUAUGACAGGAAAAUGUUAUUCUUAUUCAAAUAAAGCACAUUGUCCAAC